CUCGGCUGCCGGGGUCUGGACCCUCGGGGUGGGGUCAGCCCGGGGGACUGCCUGGUGGAGGCGGCGCUCCCGGGGCGGAGCUGCCCCGAGUCCCGCCCUGCGGACCCGUCCCCAGUCCAUCCCUCAGCCCCGGCUGGGUUUUGCACUGUGCGGGCAGAGCUGCCGGCGCAUCGGGGCCAUGGACACCCCUGGCGCCCCAGCCCGACCCGCAGCCCCCGGCCCGGGCAGGAAGGAGCUGAAGAUCGUGAUCGUGGGCGACGGCGGAUGCGGCAAGACCUCCCUACUCAUGGUGUACAGCCAGGGCGCCUUCCCCGAGAACUACGCACCAUCAGUGUUCGAGAAGUACACAGCCAGCGUGACCGUGGGCAGCAAGGAAGUGGUCCUGAACCUGUAUGACACGGCAGGGCAGGAGGACUACGACCGGCUGAGGCCCCUGUCCUACCAGAACACCCACCUUGUGCUCAUCUGCUAUGAUGUCAUGAACCCCACCAGCUACGACAACGUCCUCAUCAAGUGGUUCCCUGAGGUCACGCACUUCUGCCGCGGGACCCCCAUGGUUCUCAUCGGCUGCAAGACAGAUCUGCGGAAAGAUAAGGAGCAGCUACGCAAGCUCCGUGCUGCCCAGCUGGAGCCCAUCACCUAUUCCCAGGGCCUGAGCGCCUGUGAGCAGAUCCGUGCGGCCCUCUACCUGGAGUGCUCAGCCAAGUUCCGGGAGAACGUGGAGAACGUCUUCCGGGAGGCCGCCAAGGUGGCCCUCAGUGCACUCAAGAAAGCUCAACGGCACAAACAGCGCCGGCUCUGCCUACUGCUGUGACAGCCUCCUGGGGGGCCACUGGGAGAACAUUCUGGAAUGCUCUCCUUCCCUGUGGAGCUCAACAGUGAUGACUGAGGGUGUGGGCCAGGAGCCCAUGCUCAUCCCAGGACUCGGGUGGCCUCACAGCCUCGGUGCGCGCUCCCAGGCCUCUGCCUGCUGGGCUCUCCAGAUAGCCUCGGCCGCAUCCUCCCGCUGCUUCCUUCUCUUCCCCAGGAACCUGGGGCCUAUCAGGGAGACACAGACGACAUCCACUCCCGCUCCUCUGCCCUCCCCCG
Molecule: messenger RNA, 1089 nt
Organism: Ochotona princeps (American pika)
Lineage: Eukaryota; Metazoa; Chordata; Mammalia; Lagomorpha; Ochotonidae
Gene: RHOF
Product: ras homolog family member F, filopodia associated
Exons: 5
Coding region: 179-814 (211 amino acids)
Biological process (GO): cell migration; small GTPase-mediated signal transduction
Molecular function (GO): GTPase activity; GTP binding
Source: RefSeq, a predicted model, not a curated record